AUGACUGUUAAACUGGUGGACAAGUCGCUGGAAACUAUCAACAACACCCUGCAUCUGCACAUCUUCCAAGCCGACGUGAAGGCCAUGCCAACGUUCAACCUCGCCGACGUCGUGGUGGUUAAAAGGACAAAGGUGCAAAAAGCCAUGGGGUCGGACAACUUUUCGCUGUUGUCCAAUUUUGCCACCAUAAUAGACGUCUACCGGGCGCGAACGGCGUCGCCAGGCAAGCUUGAGCAUCAUCACCAGUGGCUUGAUCAGCCAAACCGCGUGCAGUACCUAACGCCCUCGUCGUUGGAGCACGGUUUCGCUGAAUACCUUCACAAAACCAUCAACAAGAACGCCCUUCCGUCCAUACAAUGUUUCGAGGCUGAAGCCGAAAAGUCACGACAUAUCCUGGACAAGCGGCGGGAGCUCAAAGACGUUGCCGACGGCAUGUUUCAAGACAUAAUUGUGAAUGUCGUUGCCGAUCCGUACCAUACCGGCUCCUGUUCCCUUCUCUGGGUGACAGACUACACGGAAAACUGCAACUUUCGAAACGUCGACGACUCCGGAGUGUCUCUCAACGAGUACCACCAGGUUGGCGACCAGAACAAAUACCUCACAAAAUUCGGGGGCCGCGAAACGCAUCAGGUCAACCCACGUACUCUGUCAAAUUGGUGCGGACCGGCUGGCCGCUUUAGUAUGCUAGUUACGUGCUACGCGGAACACGCCAGCAUUGUCAGCAAAGAGGUAAAACGGGGCUCCUGGGUCGAGUUGAAAAACGUUCACGUCAGGUGGUAUGGCGGAAUGCUAGAAGGCGUCAUGCACGAGGACCUGGAAUAUCCAGAGCGCAUAAAAGUGAGAACGCUCGAGAUAGUCAAUGGCGAAGCAGACGAAAUGGACCCUCGGCUCCAAAAUGCACUGGGGCGCAAGAAGGCCUUUAUGAAGGCCAGGCAAAGGAACAGGAAGCGAAAGGCGCUGCCUGUCGCAGACGGGCCAGAAACGGGAAAGAUUCCCAAUGCGAGGCAAAGACGAAAGCUCACCCGAUCCGCCAAACCCGCGCAGAGCACGUCGUCCGAUGUACCGCUCACCAACCGGCCCAAUGAAGCCAUCCACUGCGAGUAUCCAGACCGCGCCUUGACUUCGCUUUCCAGCAUGUUAGACCCCAAACUGUAUACAGUGCCCGGUCCCGAAAAGCUCCAGCUCCCAUUUGCCAACAUCAAAUUCAAGACAAAAGUGCGCGUCGUGGAUUUUGUUCCUACCAACCUAGCGGACUUUGCCGUCAAACGCUACAUUUCAGACAUCGACAUGGUCAAGGACGACUCUGAUUCUGAUUCGCUAUCCGAAGAUGACGACCGCGGCAAUGGGGCCCAUUGUGUCUGGGAAUGGCGCUUUGCGCUGUGUUUAGAAGAUGCUUCCUCGGCGAGAAAUGACAACGACAACGACAAGGAAGAUAACAGCAGCGGGUUGCCACCGACACGCUGUUGGGUAUUUGUCGACAAUUUUCACGGCCAGAUGCUGCUUCGCAGUGAGGCCAGCGACCUGCGGGCGACCAAGGAAGCAACCAGAAACCUGCGCGAGAAGAUGUUCCAUAUGUGGGGCAACCUGGAAGAGAUAAAGGCUGACGCAAAACGGCGGGCGAAGUUUACAGUGGAGGCCACUAAUAUCAGGACCAAAGCAGCGGCCCAGCAGAAGGAAGACCUGGAGAAAGCUGCCAGGGUGGCCGCGAAGAAGCGGGAUCGGGAAGAGCAGAAAAAGCAAGCUGCACGACAGUACCACGAGACAAACCGCAAGGAAAUCGCCUUUAACGGGGGCAACAUGAAGCACUACAAGCAGCCAGAGGACGACAGCGACGACGACGAGGACGACAACGGCGGCGGCGGCGGCGCAGAGGCCAAUAAUGCAAUGAACACGGGCAACAGCAACGAUGCUACACAGGCGCCAGUGCAAACGCCAGGACUGAGUCCCGACCAAGUAGCGCGGCUGACCGAAAUAGCAAGGGAGCUGGAAAAACCAGUAGCCCAGCUGACGAACCGGCCGUUUGUUUGCUGUCUGCAGCAGUACGGCGUCCGCAACACCGUGUAUGACAAUGUUGAGGACGAAGAGGAUGACGAAUGCGAGUACACCUGGCAGCGAACGUUUGGCAUGUUCGGAACUACGAUCCGAGGCUGA
Molecule: messenger RNA, 2151 nt
Organism: Sporothrix schenckii 1099-18
Lineage: Eukaryota; Fungi; Ascomycota; Sordariomycetes; Ophiostomatales; Ophiostomataceae
Exons: 1
Coding region: 1-2151 (716 amino acids)
Biological process (GO): telomere capping; regulation of telomere maintenance via telomerase
Cellular component (GO): nuclear telomere cap complex
Molecular function (GO): G-rich strand telomeric DNA binding; telomerase inhibitor activity
Source: RefSeq, a predicted model, not a curated record